AUGAGCUAUUGUCCGGAUCAAACGGAUAAGACGAAGGAUGAAAUUCCUCGUGAGGGCGUGAAGAGACAACGUGCUGAUUCUUCGACGUCAUCGCCAGGUAGAGUCCAUGGAAUGGACCCAGGAAUUCUCGAGCCUUGCUUGGAGAUGCUGGUGUCGGAUAGCAAUGAAGAAGAAUCUCAUUCUACAGAUAUGAUACCAUCAGCUACGCCAGAUGAUCUGAUAGCGAGUGGAGCAGACUAUGACUGGGACGAACGGAAUACAGAAGCACAGAGCUGUCUAGAUGGAAUGGCAGCCUUAUCCAUCCAAGAAGAACGGCCGGGGUACCUAGGUCUCGCGUCCGGUGCCUCUCUUCUGCACUUGAUUCAGAAAUGCUCUGCUGGGCCAUUGUCCUCCGCUGCCAUGUUGCAAAAAACCCCAACUCCCAAGGCACAGUCGCCACAGGCACUGUCAGUCAAUUUGCAACGAGAGAUCCCGCCGCAGAAGAUUGAAGCCUAUAUCGGGGACUAUUUCAGUGAAUACCAUAUCUCUUACCCGUUGGUUCACCAGGGACUUUUUAUGGCUCAGUACCAUGAGAUCGUCCCACGGCCAAAGUACGGCUGGACUGUGCUGAUGUACAUGGUUGCCGCCCUCGGCGCUUUCAUGUCUGCAACUGCAACUGCACCGAACGACGAUGAUCUUGUCCUGUAUCAAUGUGCUCGAUCUCAUCUUUCACUUGAAAUCCUCGAAGUGGGUAGUUUGACAUUGGUUCAAAGCCUGAGCCUCAUCUCCAACUAUCUCCAAAAACGAGACCGUCCGAAUUCAAGUCACAACUACCUUGGUCUAGCAGUUCGUAUGGCCUAUGGCUUGGGCCUCCACAAGGAUCAUCCCAAUACAGAGGGAAAUUUGCUAUACCGUGAGAUCCGGCGCCGAACCUGGUGGUGUCUCUUCAUCUAUGAUGUCGGCUCGACAAUUACCUUCAGCCGUCCAUUGGCAAUUCCGUCGGCUGGUAUCGACGCAAAACUGCCUCUCAACAUAUCAGAGAGUGACUUGACGUUAUCUGCGACGGAUUCCCCAGAAGUUAUCGACGCUCCCACGAUCUACACGAAUGUUCGAGUCCAAUCGCAAUUCCAUCUUCUCACCAACCAUAUCUACAACCGCGUCAUCUCCAAACCUGCCCCAUCAGCCAAACAGGUGCUUGAAUGGGACGAUAAUUACAUCACCAGGUGGUUGAACAUGGUGCCAUGGUACUAUAAAGAAAGCGCUAGAGUGCCAGCGCGCCACGCACUCGCUCAUUCCAUCAUGACAUGGCGAUACAAACACCUCCGAAUGAUCAUCUAUCGUCCCUUCCUGAUUCAAAAGGCUCUAAUGACUAACCGGUCACAGCCAUCUGCUGUACUUCCACUAGCGGAAGGCAAUCACCCUCGACCAGUCGAGAAUUCGGAAUCACGCAUCUACCGAGACACUGCAUGUGAUCGAUGUUUGAAAGAGUCACAUGAAACAAUCACAAGCAUUGAACGUUUCUGGAAAAUUGAGGUGCAUACGCGCAUGGCGUGCUGGUAUGCACUGUACUUCCUGUUCUCCGCCACCCUUGUCCCGGUCGUCCUCCUCCGAAACGAGCCUCAAUCUCUAUUCGCAGAGAGCUGGCAGCAGGAUAUCGACACUGCAAUCGAGAUUAUCAAAAGUAUGGUGGAACUAAGUCCGUUUGCUGCUCGAUGCUUCGAAACACUUGAAAGUCUUCGGAAUGGUUGCAAUGAGUCGGAUGAUUUAGCUUCAGGCAUGGCCAUACCUGAUAUUCCUGGACUGAUGGAUCCCGUCAAUCAUGUUCCUCUUGCUCAAAUGUUUUCGUCCAAUUUUAUGGGCUGGUUGGAGGCUCCGGAGGCCUACUUUGAGGAACAAUUGUGGUAUGUUCAUCGUCUUUACUUGACCUCUGGGGUUUCAUGCUAA
Molecule: messenger RNA, 1923 nt
Organism: Penicillium atrosanguineum
Lineage: Eukaryota; Fungi; Ascomycota; Eurotiomycetes; Eurotiales; Aspergillaceae
Product: fungal specific transcription factor domain-containing protein
Exons: 1
Coding region: 1-1923 (640 amino acids)
Biological process (GO): positive regulation of transcription from RNA polymerase II promoter by galactose; DNA-templated transcription
Cellular component (GO): nucleus
Molecular function (GO): RNA polymerase II cis-regulatory region sequence-specific DNA binding; zinc ion binding; DNA-binding transcription factor activity, RNA polymerase II-specific
Source: RefSeq, a predicted model, not a curated record